AUGGCGGCCCUCACGGACCUCUCUUUUAUGUACCGCUGGUUCAAAAAUUGCAAUCUGGUUCGAAACCUCUCAGAGAAGUACGUCUUCAUCACGGGCUGUGACUCUGGCUUUGGGAACCUGCUGGCCAGGCAACUGGUUGACCGGGGCAUGAAAGUGCUCGCUGCUUGCCUCACGGAGGAGGGGGCCCAGAAACUCCAGCAGGACACCUCCUACCAGCUGCAGACCAUCCUCCUAGAUGUCACCAAGACCGAGAGCAUCAAGGCCGCAGCCCAGUGGGUGAGGGACCAAGUGGGCGAGCAAGGCCUCUGGGCCCUAGUGAACAACGCUGGUGUGGGCCUGCCUAGUGGCCCCAAUGAAUGGCUGACCAAAGAAGACUUCGUGAAAGUAAUCAACGUGAACCUGGUGGGACUGAUUGAAGUCACCCUGAACAUGCUGCCUAUGGUCAAGAAAGCCCGGGGCAGGGUGGUCAACAUGUCCAGUUCCGGUGGGCGUGUGGCCGUCAUCGGUGGUGGCUACUGUGUCUCCAAGUUUGGUGUUGAAGCCUUCUCUGAUAGCAUCAGGCGAGAGCUUCAUUUCUUUGGGGUGAAGGUCAGCAUUAUUGAGCCAGGGAACUACCGGACAUCCAUCCUGGGCCAGGAAACUCUGCAAUCACGAAUGAAGAAGCUGUGGGAUCGGCUGCCGCAGGAGACCCGGGAUAGCUACGGAGAGGAGUAUUUCCGUGUCUAUACUGAAAAGUUGGCUAACUAUAUGCGGCUGGCACAUCCAAAACUCAGCGAUGUCACCAACAGCAUGGAGCAUGCUGUUGUCUCCAGGAGUCCCCGAGUCCGCUACAACCCUGGCCUGGAUGUCAAGCUUCUCUAUCUCCCCCUGGCGAAAUUGCCCACGUCUGUGACAGAUUUCAUUCUGAGCCGAUACUUGCCGAGGCCAGCAGACAGUGUUUGAGCUGGGGAGCUCGAGGGGUGGCCAGUGGUGCGUGGAGGAGGGGGCAAAGGACUGUGGGAUCACAAGAGGGACACUCACUGCUGGCUUAUGUCUCCCCAUUUCCGCUGGGGCCUCCUGAUGUGGCCCCUGCUGAUUUAGAGAGUUGCCCUAUGGGCCCCAAGACACCUCUCACCAAGGCAGGUAUAAGAGGCCCUGGCCCUGGAAAACUCAAGGAGAAGAAAGCUGGCUUCUGUUGAAGGACAAGCUGUGGCCACCCUGUAAAUACCACAGGAUAACCUAGUCCAUGGGAGACUCUCAGCCCCUCCCCACAGCUCUCCUCACAAGCGCGGGUUUGUGCGUAUACAAACUGUGUAAUACGGCAGUCGGAACUGCCAGCGCAUAUCCAGAGAAUGUUUGAAGUCGUUUCCUUUCCUUUGCAUUUCUCUAUCUGUAGGUGAUUGGGAUCCAUAUAACACACACUUCUUUAAUCACCAUUGAUUAAUGUUUCAAGUAUUUAUUGAUUGCUUAAUACCUACCAGGCACUGAGGAUCUGAGGGUAGAGGAGGAAGAGGAAAUCAUGAUCUUGGAUUUUUUUUGUUUAGUUUGUGUUUUAUUUUGUUACAACAGCUACAACAAAGAUAGGAAAGUAGCAACAAUGUAAUCAUUCCCAAGGUGACACUCAUAAUCACUCAGAGUCCAUAUGGCUGCUGGAGAGGCAGAACUUGCUAACCAGAGGAUCUGCGUUGGGUUCCCAUGGUAGCCCACUACCUCCCAUAAUUCCAGUUCCGGGCAUCUGAGGCCCUCUUCGGACCUCCACAAGCACCAAGCGUGCACAUAGUGUGAUAUGCAGACAAAACACUGCUACACAUAAAAUAAGAUAUGGAAGCUGGACAUGAUGUCUCAUGCCUGUAAUCCUAACACUUGGGGGAGGGCGCUGAGACAGGAGGAUUUUUGUGAGUUCAAGAGCAAGCAGUUUACAAAAUAAGACCCUGUCUCAAGAAACAGACCCCUGGAAAAAAAUACAUAUGAAGGUUAAUGCUAGACAAUCUGAUUCAGUAGACCCAAGCAGAGGCUAGGACUAUGAACUGGUACCGAGGACCUAGAUGAGUCGAUGUACCUGUGUGCACCUGAGAGCCACUGGUAGUGCCGCAGGAGAAUCAGCAAACACGCCCAGAGUGGGAAGCAACUUACCCACUGGCCCCCAGCUCAGUGUCCAAACAAACAGAGCUCUUGUUCAGGUUCCUUUUUCUAGCUGUAGGACAGUAACUGUAACAUCUUCACAUAUGUCAUGGAACUGAAUAAUACAUACUUUAAAAAACAGCCAUGAACUUCUGGGUUAUAUGAACGUCUGUUAAAAAGAAAAAUUCUUCUGAGAUACUGAAUAUCAAACCCAGAACUUGAGCAUUCUAGGCAAGCACUCUACCCCUAAAGCUACAUUCCCAGCCCUCAGAUUUUCAGUUAGGACUCAGGCUGAACGUGAACUUGCUAUAACUUUCAAUAGUCCCUCAAACUUGCGAGACUUCUGCCUCUGCUCGCAGAGUACUGUGACUACAGACAUGUGCCACCAGUCCCAACAAUAGCAAUUAAUUAAAUAAAUAAAUAAAAAUGUUGAA
This is a messenger RNA of Alexandromys fortis (reed vole), 2534 nucleotides long. It is a transcript of the gene Sdr9c7, whose product is annotated as short chain dehydrogenase/reductase family 9C member 7. Gene Ontology annotation, molecular function: all-trans-retinol dehydrogenase (NAD+) activity. Gene Ontology annotation, cellular component: intracellular membrane-bounded organelle. Bases 1 to 942 code for a protein of 313 amino acids. NCBI's taxonomy places the organism in Eukaryota, Metazoa, Chordata, Mammalia, Rodentia, Cricetidae. Gene Ontology annotation, biological process: retinol metabolic process; steroid metabolic process. The record is from RefSeq and is a predicted model, not a curated record. The transcript has 4 exons.